Exophiala aquamarina CBS 119918 is the source of this 834-nucleotide messenger RNA. RefSeq lists its product as uncharacterized. The transcript has a single exon. NCBI's taxonomy places the organism in Eukaryota, Fungi, Ascomycota, Eurotiomycetes, Chaetothyriales, Herpotrichiellaceae. The record is from RefSeq and is a predicted model, not a curated record. The annotation marks the transcript as partial. Gene Ontology annotation, cellular component: kinesin complex. Gene Ontology annotation, molecular function: protein binding.
AUGUAUUUCCUCGUGACAGACAAAACGCUUUACGAAAACGUUGAUGUUGAGAUUCGGGAGUUGCUGGAGGGUGGCGAAUUCUGCAACAACAACCCAGUCGCGGCCAACCAGACACUGGAGAAUUGCCGGAUUUGGUAUGAAGAAGGGGUAUUCCACGCAUGGCUUUACGCCAUCUGUGACAUAGACCCGAUAUACUAUCCCCAAGACGAGGUGGACCAGCAGAUUGCGGUGGAAAUGUACCGGAGGGGUUACCAAACGGCCAGCGGCUGCUUUCAGCGGCGAAGGGCAUCAGAGCGCGCCCUGAUGGCCGUGGACAAUGGCAGGAGCGAGACCCAGACGCCGUUGGAUGCUCCUUUCGUGGCGGUCAAAGACCUCUCGAAAGAUGAGCAUCGACGCGGCCCAGAUAUUGUGAGCUGUCACGACGCGGGUUGCCUUGCACCAUUCUAUCGAGAUUCGGCCCGGUUUGAUGUGCUAGGCACGGAACAUCCAUCCACGCUGGUGAGCAUGAACAACCUCGCGGUAGUGCUGAGAGACCAGGGAAGCGAUGAGGAAGCAGAACAGAUAUAUCGACAAGUGGUGAAAGUGCAGAAGGCGGCGCUGGGCGCGGAGCACCCAUCCACGCUGGUGGGCAUGAACAACCUCGCGGUGGUACUGAGCAACCAGGGAAAGUAUGAGGAAGCAGAGCAGAAGCAUCGACAAGUGGUGGAUGUGAAGGAGGUAGUACUGGGCACGGAGCAUCCAUCCACGCUGAUGAGCAUGAACAACCUCGGGGUAGUGCUGAGCAACCAGGGAAAGUAUGAGGAAGCAGAACAGAUGCAUCGACAAGUGGUGGAU